Molecule: messenger RNA, 1638 nt
Organism: Sparassis crispa
Lineage: Eukaryota; Fungi; Basidiomycota; Agaricomycetes; Polyporales; Sparassidaceae
Exons: 6
Coding region: 1-1638 (545 amino acids)
Source: RefSeq, a predicted model, not a curated record
AUGCUCGCUGUCGACCUCAAUCUUCUGCAAUUUGUGCAGCAACUCUUUGUCUGCCUCCCUCCCAACACCACAUCAUUCUGUGCAACAUUGGAGGCAUUUCUCGGAGACUGCAACUACAAGCUGCAGAUGCGUGACACCUUGCGAAGGCGGUUUGGCAAUGCCCUACUCUGGUACUCAAGCCUCGUGAAUUCCACUCGACGUUUCAUCCAAGAUAAGAUCGAGAAUGCACGUGCCUCGACUCUUCAUGCAUCCACACCGCGGCAUGAGUUCAGGCAGGAAUUGCCCACCCCACAAUAUUUUCCAGGUGACGUAGAGGGGUGCAACAGUGCUGAGGAGUCUGACGCUGUUGAGGAGUCUGAAAGCUAUGUCGGGCACAGUACGGAGGCUCAUCCACAUGUACACAUGCCUCCUUUGCCUGGCCUGGAUUCACCGGACCACCGCCCUGCACGCGGUUCACCAUCGCCGUCAUUGGUCUCCGAUGCAGCUGCUGCGGCUGACGACAUUGAUUGUCUCCAUGGAGAAUCACUUCCUCAUGCAAGCUCGCCUGUCAUGCGGAGUCGGCCAAGUCAGUAUCUGUGGGACCGCUGCCCGCUCUGUUUCGGAGGCAGUUUCUCCGAACAGACCGAGGACAUGCCAGACGUCAUUGUGUGCCUCGAUGCCUGCUUUACUCAGAAGUGCAGGAGGGGCAGAGGCGAUGAGCGGGACCGGCCGCGUGCACAUCCAGAUACGGUCUUUGUACCCGAGGAUGACGUCAAGGCAAUGGAAAAUUAUGUGGAAGGCCUGCAUGGACCGCGGGACCAUACGCAUCGCGCGUCGAAGAAGAAGUCGACCGACGAGGAGGAUGGGUUCGAGGGCGGCAUGAAAAUACUGACCUGCAUGAAAUGGGGAUUCCUCUCCGAUGUCAUCGAUCACAUCAUAUUCAGCAUAUCCAUCUUCCACGCCUAUGGCCACCAGUGGUCGUGCCAGCUGAUCUACCAUCCACAGAAGUGUGUUGGGUUCAGCUUGACCAACGGCGAAGGCUGCGAGAGGUUCUGGAGUGCAAUCAGGAAACUUAUCCCCUCGUUGCAGGUAUCAGGGUACCACCAGUGGCUGUUCACACUCGAUACUCAAGUCUGGCACCUUGAUGACGUGUCACUGCAUGCGCUCGGUCACUGGAUUGUGAAGAAGUGGGACCAAUGUCAGUCGAAGAAGCAUACCACGCUCGAGGAGUUAGCACAGUGUGGUGUACCAACUGAGAUACUGCGCGCUCAGUGGAAUGCACAGAUUGUGGAGCAGACUAAGCCAGCACCAUGUCGUUCUCGGAACAAGGGCAAGCAUGCUGUUGAGGCCAUUCUGGCUUUGCAGAAGGCUCGCAAUUUGUACAAGGAGACCCUCUGUGAGCUUGAGAUCAAGCUGCUUGCUGAUUCAGAUGUACCCUUCAGCAUUGACAAGCUCAACCUUCAGAUCGCGGAGGCUCGUAGUAAGUGUCAGAACAUUGAGCAAGCUAUCACACACAAGAAGGCCACUCUGGGCAUAGGUGAAAGGGCCCGUUUGGCUCGGCUAGCGAACAAUGCAUUCUUGCGGAUUGGCAUGAACGCUCGAGCCAUCAAGCAACACAUUCGUGAUCGUCUCUGCCAGCGGAAGUUCGAGCUCGAAUGA